Molecule: messenger RNA, 4851 nt
Organism: Linum trigynum
Lineage: Eukaryota; Viridiplantae; Streptophyta; Magnoliopsida; Malpighiales; Linaceae
Source: the annotation of a GenBank genome assembly
UCAUCGUAGACAAGUAUCACAUUUAAAAUAUCACGUUAAAAAUUCCAACGAUUUAAUUUAUGGAUCUCUUAUUUUGAAAAUCAUAUAUCUGAGUCUCAUUGAUUUCUUGAAAAAAAUCUUAUUUUUCUCCUUUCCGAAUGAUAUUUUAACUUAAUUAUCAUAAAGCAUUCCGCCUCAACAACUCGAGUUAUUGGGAGAGAUCCAUGUAUGUAUUUUAACCACAUCCUCUUACACACCCUCUCAAACGAAUUCUAACUCAUGGGUUUGGAUGCACAUAAUAGUCAUACCAUGUGUUCGUGAAAAUUUGAAUUGUAACUCGAGUUAUUGGGAGAGAUCCAUGUAUGUAUUUUAACCACAUCCUCUUACACACCCUCUCAAACGAAUUCUAACUCAUGGGUUUGGAUGCACAUAAUAAUCAUACCAUGUGUUCGUGAAAAUUUGAAUUGUAACUCGAGUUGUUGGGAGAGGUUCAAUCGUGGAUCAUAUACCACAACACUAACACGCCCCCUCAAACGAAAGCCACUCACAAGGGCUUGAAGUUUGCACAGGUCUGAAGACAAGAAUACCAUGUGCUUAACAAAUGGGGUCACCGGGAAUCGAACACAAGACCUCUCGAUCACAGAAGGCUCUGAUACCAUGUCAAGAACCAGUUGGUCCCAAUAACUCGAGUUAUUGGAAGAGGUUCAAUCGUGAAUCAUAUACCACAACACUAACACAAACCACAUGCAUGGAUCGGUAAAAAGGAAAAAAAACAAACAAACCAUGUGUAAGGGGUUGAACUCACAUACGUAUUGGUCCGCAACUCCGCAUUGAUCUAUGAAACAAAACGUAUAUUUAGACGAACCCUGUAAUCUAGACUUCAACUUACUGUUUGUCCUUAAACACAAACAUAGACAGAUGAUAAUUUAGGUCCUUUUUAACCUUAAAAUUAGGGAUGACAAUUUCGACCUGACCCGUUUUACCCGACCUGUUUGACCUGUUUUGGGGCGGGUCCGACCCGCCCCGUAGGCGGGGCGGGGCGGGCAUGGGUAGUCUUAUCGACCCGACCUGCCCUGACCCGCCCCAUUCUCGACCCGUUCUUGUCUAAAUUACAUGUAAUCUUAGUCAAAUUACUUAGAAUUUUCCUUUUAUUGCAUCAUGUUUUAGCUAUAAUAAAGUUGUAAAUUAGUAAAAACUUCAAUUUCUCCAAUAAUUUAACUACAAUUGUCAUAAUAUUGUUUGUUUUCUUAGUCUUAUAAUAAAAAUAACGAAUAUUUCUAAUGUUUUUCAUAUAAAUUGCAUACCCAUUGGGUCGACCUGCCCCAACCCACGACCCGUGAUCAAUUACCCGACCUGCCACGGGGCAGGUCUGGGUACCAAGAAACCCGCCCCGCACCUGCCCCAUUGCCAUUCCUACUUAAAAUACAUAAUAUUAAUAAUAAAAGAAAUUGGCAAUUCAUCCAGCAGUUAAUUAUAAGCAGCCACCUUUCCCCACAACGUUCGGAUCAUCACCAAAGCCGAAUUGCGAGGGAGCUAAAUCAUUUGCGUACCUCGCUCACUCUCUCUCCUUAACAUAUACAAAAAAGAGGGGGUUUCUUCCUUGUCUCUCUCUUCUCUCUCUCUAAUGGCAUCCAUAGGGAGCAAGAAAGAACGGCGACCGUCGUCGCUAUCCUCGCCGGGGAUGGGGCUGGACAGCGUGGAGAUCGACAAGAUGGCCGACGUGCCCAUCAACGACAGCACGCCGCCCAGCAAGCCGAACCUGCCGAGGAUGUCCGUGGACCUGGGCAAGCCCUCCGCCGCCGGCGGCGGCGGCCUCGGGCGAACUGCGAGCAAUUUCGGGGAGUCGUUCCGGAGGACGACGAGCAACUUCGGAAACUUCGGGAUUUCGUUCAGGAGGACGACCAGCAGCGCGCUGAAGAAGACGGCGGGGAUCCUGCCCGGCGGUGGGGGCAAGACCCCGCCGGCCUCUGGGAGGCAGCAGCGGGUGCAGAGAACGGCGUCGUCCGCCGCGAGAGGGCUCCAGUCCCUGAGGUUUCUCGACCGGACGACGACCGGAAGGGAGACGGAUGCUUGGCGGGCGAUCGAGCGGCGGUUUGAUCAGUAUGCUGUUGAUGGGAGGCUGGCUAAGGAGCACUUCGCCGCCUGCAUUGGAAUGGCGGAUUCGACGGAAUUUGCGUCGGAGCUGUUCGAGGCGAUUGCGAGGCGGAAGUUCAUACCGACGGCCGGCGGGAUAACGAAAGAUCAAUUGAAGGUGUUUUGGGAGGACAUGACCAAACAGGAUCUUGAUGCUCGUCUCCAGAUUUUCUUUGACAUGUGUGACAAGAAUGGAGAUGGUAAACUUUCCGAAAAUGAAGUUAAAGAGGUCAUACUCAUGAGCGCAUCCGCCAACAAGCUAACAAAACUGAAAGAAAACGCGGCCACGUACUCAGCACUGAUAAUGGACGAGAUGGACCCGGACCACAAGGGCUACAUCGAGAUCUGGCAGCUGGAGGCCCUCCUCUGCGGGAUGGUCAACCAAGACAGCUCCGCCGAGGAGGCCAGCACCAAGAUGAACCGCCACGCCAAAUCAUUAGCCCGAGCCAUGAUCCCGAGCUGCUACCGCUCCCCAGUCAGCCGCUUCUUCACCCACGCCACCGAGUACGUCCACGAGAACUGGAAAGUCAUCUGGAUCCUCGCCCUGUGGGCCGCGGUCAACGCCUACCUCUUCCAGUGGAAGUUCUUCGCCUUCGUCGGCACCCCGCUGUUUCAAAUCUCCGGGUACUGCCUCUGCAUCGCCAAGGCCACCGCCGAGACCAUCAAGUUCAACAUGGCACUCAUCCUCGUCCCGGUCUGCCGCCGGACCCUCACCUCCCUCCGGUCCACCGUCAUGGGCCGGUUCAUCCCGUUCGACGACAACAUCAACUUCCACAAGGUCAUUUCCGUCGCCGUGGCAGUCGCCUCGUUGGUCCACACAGUGGCACACGUGGCGUGCAACUACCCGCUCCUCGCGUCAUGCCCUAAGGACAGGUUCGACUCCUUGGUCGGGAAAGCGUUCGACUACCACCAGCCGACGUAUGGGGCUCUGAUGGAGCAUUCCAUAAGCGUCACCGGGGUUCUGAUGGAUUUGAUCAUGGCGUUCUCGUUCACGCUGGCGACGCACUCGUUUCGGAGGAACGUGGUGAAGCUACCCGGGAUGUUUCAUAACUUGGCUGGGUUUAAUGCGUUCUGGUAUGCUCACCAUUUGCUUGCCGUGGCCUAUGUUCUGCUCUUCUUGCAUGGCUGGUUCUUGCUCACCGAGAAGCCUUGGUACGAGAAGACGACGUGGAUGUAUAUAGGUGGUCCAGUGACUUUGUAUGCCUUAGAAAGAGUGUUUCUAUCAUACAGGGAGCGCACAGAGCCGGUCACCAUAAUUAAGGCAGUUAUAUACUCGGGAAAUGUUCUGGCAUUGUACAUGACAAAACCCAUGGGUUUCAAGUACAAGAGUGGAAUGUACAUCUUCGUUAAGUGCCCCAACAUCUCCAGCUUCGAAUGGCAUCCUUUCUCAAUAACAUCGGCACCGGAUGAUGACUACUUGAGCGUCCACAUAAGAACACUAGGUGACUGGACGACGGAAAUGAAGACCAUAUUCGCCAAAGUUUGCGAGCCUCCCCAGGAAGCGAAACCCAGAUCAAUGAACCUGAUGAGAAUGGAGACCAGAAACGUGUCCGACUCUAACUACAAGGAAAUACAGAAGACGUUUCCGACGAUCCUUGUGAAAGGCCCAUUCGGGGCCCCGGCCCAGAACUACAACAAGUACGACAUAUUGCUGCUGGUAGGGUUAGGGAUUGGAGCCACUCCUUUUGUCAGCAUCAUAAAGGACCUCCUCAAUGGGCUUAGACCAAUGAAGCCAGGUGAGUUUUCAGUGGAGCAAGCGUCCAAGAAGUACCCGGAGAGAGCCUACUUCUAUUGGGUGACCAGAGAACAGGCGUCGUUUGAAUGGUUCAAGGGCGUGAUGGACGACAUUGCGGAGUACGAUCGGAAUCAUAUAAUUGAGAUGCACAAUUACCUGACCAGCGUGUACGAGGAAGGAGACGCCCGGUCGGCACUCAUUGCCAUGGUUCAGAAGCUUCAGCAUGCCAAAAACGGUGUUGAUAUUGUCUCCCAGAGUCGAAUAAGAACACACUUCGCAAGACCCAACUGGAAAAGGGUUUUCUCGGAUUUGGAGAAGGCACAUCCAUCUUCUCAUAUAGGGGUGUUCUACUGCGGGAGUGUGGCCUUAGUGAAGACAUUAAGGGAACUCUGCCAGGAUUUCAGUCUGAAUUCAACAACCCGGUUCCAUUUCCACAAGGAGAACUUCUAAGAGACAUUAGUUCUGUCCAUCGUAGUUCUUCAUGAUUUAUUCUCUAUUAAUGUAUUAAACUUGCAAAGUAAGUGGAAGAUUCUCGUAAUUAAUCACCCUGCUGUGAAAGGGACGUAGACAACACUUCUAAGUGUAAUUUGUUUUUCUUUAGGGGUACUUUAGAAUUUUGUAUAUCCAAUAGGAGUAGUCAUUUGGUCAGUGAAAAAUGAGAUACACAUACGGUUAUUUAAUUUGUUCUAUCCUAGGUUAGGAUAUCCAGUUUCAUGCAUCUUGGGUUGCAUGGUCUUUGCGUCCGACUCUUCACUUGACGUGAGUUUUGGGUUGUUGUGCCUCAAGCACAGGCCCAACCUGUGCCGGAUACACUCUCGCAAGUUGAACAAUGUAUGUCACUAAUAUUUAAUUUGGAUACUGAAAACAAAACCCGUCAACUCUCCGACUUUUGGUGCAGAGAUUUGCUAGUUGAACGUGAUGCGACAUCACGAGAAACUACUCGCGCUCCCAAAUAAAGAAAUCAUAUAUGUACUUAGUGUGCUCAUUAAAGAUAAGGUUAUUAG